Drosophila kikkawai is the source of this 5611-nucleotide messenger RNA. Its product is annotated as arginine-glutamic acid dipeptide repeats protein. Gene Ontology annotation, molecular function: RNA binding. Lineage: Eukaryota; Metazoa; Arthropoda; Insecta; Diptera; Drosophilidae. The record is from RefSeq and is a predicted model, not a curated record.
ACUAUUGCAUCCCUCUGAAAAGUGACACUGUGUGAAAAAAAGAAACGAAGUUUUUGCAUACAUUUCCGCUGCUUAGCAUCUGGAAAACAGCUCAAAAUGCAUUUAAGAGGGCCGUGCAAGUAGAGGGUCGCCGUUCUACUUCUCUAAAUAACAUACACUGACUCCCCCGCGCCGUCGCCGCCGUCGUUGAGUGUCAACAGCUGCCCUGGCUGGCCGCAGUCAAAAUGUCGGACAUUAACGAUGACCUGCUCAAUUACGAACUGGGGGACGACAUCGAUGACCAGACCCUGCUCGGCGCCGACGAGGACGAGUUGCUACUCUCGGACGAAGAGCUCGAAAAGGAUGUCACCAACGAGGUGAAGCAGCAGAUGCGCGCAGAGGCCGAGGAGUGGGCCCAAGAGCAGAUACGCCAGCAUGAACGCAAGCACAAGGAGCAGCUGCAGGCUGGCCGGGGAGCAGUAGUAACUUCAACUUCAGCUUCAGCUCCUUCAGCAGCACCUUCAACGGAAGCCGCUCCCGCGGACCCAGAACCCUAUACUCCAGCCCCGGCUCCUGCUGCGGCUUCUAAUCCAGCUGCUGCUCCUGCUCCAGCCUACACUCCCGCUCCCACUGCCGCCAGCAGCAUUCCGCCCAGCUUCGAGAAAACUCCAGCUGCUGUUGUGGAGGAGGAGAAGGUAGCAGAGCAGCUAGUGACAGUUGAUCCCAGCACCACGACAAACUCAGAGCAUCAGCCGCCUCCAGCUAAGGAAGCACCGACUACGCAAAAGCAAGAGGAAGAGGCGGCUGUGCCAAAGGCAAACAAUGCCGGCGAAGAAACUACUGCCCAGGGGGAGACGGGCCUCUCUUCGCUGCUGGCCUCCUCGCAGGAGAGCCUGCCUAGCGUUAGCUCUGCCUCGGUGGCCUCAGAGUUGCCCGAUCCGCGCGAGGAUGAGGAGGAGCGCGAGGAGCGCACUAACUACAAGACGGCCAGCGAGCGUGCCGACAGCAAUAUGCGACAUCAGCAGGAGCAUGGCCACAUGUCGCCUUACCAGCAGCACCAGCAACAGCGCCGACACCACGGCCACUCAGACAAACAGCGUGGUAGCGGCGGCGGAGGAGGCGGACGCUACAUGCAGAAUCAGAAUCAGAUGGGAAAACCUCCACGCGGGAUCGGGACACGGCACCAUCUGCUGCGCAAUCCCUCGCCCAUGUUCGGUGUACAGCAGCAGCAGCAGCGCAUGGGGAUGGCCGGAGGAAUGCAACCGCCACCUCAGCGAUACGGCAUGCCGGGUAAUGCUCCACAGCAGCAGCAGCGCCUGGCCUUGAUGAGCACGCCUGCUCCUACCGCCUGUCUGCUUCCCCUAUCCCUACCCGUCACCCCGCUCACCCUCUCCACACUGCUGCCCCAGGCCCAUCCCGCACAUCCAUCCCAUCAACAGCCGACACUGAACAAGCCAACAUUCAUUCCCAUUCCAGGCCAGUACCCGCCAACUCAGCCACCCAACCAGUCACCACAACAGGCACCGACCAACACACAACAGCCACACAGCGCUCCCGCCGCCUCUCCCCUCCACAAUCCCUCGCAUUCGCACAUGAUGCACCACAGUCACAGUCACGGUCACAAUCCGAACGGAGGCGGACCGCCACAUCUGCUGCCGCAUCCGCACGAGCAGGUGCGUGUGGGCCUAUUGCAGCCGCCGCCAAUGGGUUAUGCCCCUAAUCCUGGCGGUGGCGGUGGAGGUGGCUAUCGUAAUGGAGCAUUAUUGGGUCCAGGACCGGGACCGGGACCUGGGCCGCAUCAGCUUCAGCAAUCGCCGGCAGGCAUGCGACCUCCCUUGUACCGCAAUGCACCGCCCUAUGGCUACGACCAGGGUCAUCCGCCCCAGCAUCCGCCGCAGUUUAUGCGUCCGCACAAUGGCUGGCGGCCGCAGGGCGACACAGCGCGCAUGCCGCGACCUCCGCUGCAGACCCUGCCGCCGCACAUGAUGCCCGGAGCCCCGCCCAACUACGCCAAUGGCAUGGGAAUGCGAGGUCCACCGCCCCCUCAGCAACAGCAACAGCAGCAGUCGUCGCAGCAACAGCCAUUGCCUCAGCUGCAGCAGCAGCAGCUGCCGCCGGGGCAUCCGUCGCAGCAACAGCAGCAGGUUGGUGGCAAUCCAGGACAGCAGCAACCACCGCCGAACGGACCGCCGCCGCCGUCGCAGCAGCAGCAAAGCUCUUCGUCGGUGCCGCGCGUCAGCAAGGUGCUCAUCAAUCCGAAUUUCAAGGGCGGCGUCGAGGCAGCCACCAACAAGUUCAUUAAGGAGACGCACUUCAUGCCGGCCAUCAACAGUGAGGCGGAGCUGCUGCGCCAGCAGGAGGAGUUCAUCAACAAGAACCGGCAAUACUUCGAGAAACGGCGUAUGGAGCGCUCGCCUCCGUCCGCAGGCACAGGAUCUGGGUCGGGCGCUGCUUCUGGACAGGCGGGCGAACGUCGGCGCGGAACACGCAGCCGCAGCCGUUCCCGAGGACGCAGCUACUCGCCGGUAAAGCGCACGGAAAGGGAGAGAGAACGCGAGCGGGAGCGGGAGCGUGACCGAGAGAGGGACCGGGAGCGUGAUCGGGAACGUGAUCGCGAGCGAUAUGGCGGCGCCACUGGAAGGACUGCGGGAAGCCGAGGAUUCCGGCGAGCAUCUAGCCGCGACAGGGACGAGAAUCGUGGUGGCGGUGGCACAAGUACAGCCAGUGGUAGUCAAGGAGCAAGCGGUGGCGCAGUAUCCGCCGGUGCUGCCCCAGCUAAGCGACGUCGCAGUGGCUCCCCUAGCUCUGCCUCUGGCAACCGGAACCCCUUCUCCGGGGAGCCGCGCGGCCGGACGUCGGACGCGGGCAGCCGUAAUGCGCCGAGCGAUGAGGAUGAAGAGACGCGCAACUACCGCCUGGAGAUCGAAAAGCAGAAGCAGCUGCGCGAGAAGAUCAUGCGGGACAAGGAGCUGAAGCGUAGGCGCGCAGCCGAGGAGAAACUUCAUGAGGAAAAACGCGCCGAGCAGCACAAUUCACCAGCUGAGGGUGACCAGGAUACGGCAGGAGCCGCCACCGCCCCCGCCCCCGCCGGACAAGGAUCAGCAGCAGCGCCAUCGGCAGCAGCAGCAACAGCAGCCUUGCGUCACGAGCGCAAGGUCAUCUCCUUAAAGCGUCGCGAUGACCAGGAGGGAGGCAACGGUGGUCGCAACAGACAGGUGCAGCAGCCUCCAACACGCAAGCAAGUAACGGCAGCGAAAAUAGCUCCUGAGGCCAAACGCAGUAUAACAGAGCACCUGGCUCCCUCCUCCAAGCAGCAGCAGCAGCAACAUCAUCAUCAGCCGGCCAGAGCAGUUACGGCCACUGCUGGGGCCGGAGGAGGAGCUGCUGGAGGUGUCGCUGUAACUGUGACCGCGACCGCAACUGGUGGAACUCCGCCGAAGCCGCGCGAUAUGCUGCGUCUGGGCAUGCCCAGUGACGACGAGGUGGAACUGGACUACGACGACGACGACCUGCUGCUGGACGAGGAGGAUCGUCUGUUGGCCACGCCAUCGCCGCCGCCGCAGAAAACCAGCAGCAAGCGAUCGGCCACGCCAGAGCUGUUGGUGGUGAAGCGUAACCACAAGGUGGUGCGCGGCAGCAGCUCGGCGGCGUCAGCGGCCAGCUUUGGUUCCGGCCAAAGGAGGGUGGUGCUAAAGCCGACCAGCAAUGGCAGCGGCGAACAGCAGCAGUCCUCGCACAGCGGCAGGCAGCGGGAGAGGAGGCAGCGGGAGCAGGACCAUGGACAGCAAAGGAAGAGCAGCGGAGGUGGCAGCAGUUCGGGUGGAUCAGGAGCAGCAGGAGGCAUCUUUGAUCGGCUGGAGAAGCGACAGGCAUCGUCUGGAGGAGGCGGGAGCAGCCACAAGCAGCGCUCCAAGGCGCCCGCCCGCAUCGUACUCAAGCACGAUUGAUGGGACAAGGAGUAGUAGCAGAAGCAGCAGGAGAAGUAGAAGAACAGGCGCGAUGAGAAGGAUAGCUUAAAAUGUGAAUCAUGAACUAUAUAGUAUACAAAAUGUUUUUUUUUUUUUUUUUUUGUAACGGAUCAGAGAAUCGUAUAGUGUAUCUCCCUCAUCCAUAUAUUGUGUUAAGCCGAAAGUUGAAGGAACCGUAGCUGUAAGGUAUAAAGUUGUAGAAUUGUAAACAUUACGUCUAUAUACAGAUAUAUAUAUAUAUAAACAAUUGAUCAUCUUAGUUGGUGAGUACAUCAUAAUAUAUCCAUUCUGGCUAGUAAUUGUACAAAGAUAUCCUAUCAAUGACUAAAACGUGCUUCGUUUUCCCAGCCACAGAUUGUAUUUAAACGUAGACCUAAGUGGGAUGCUUAAAGCUUGACCUGGACACAGACAGAACCAACCAUAGCAGCAAAGAAGCGUGCAAAUAUCUGCAUGUCAAUAAUAUAAAUAAUCAAACAAUACAACUUAUAGUAGUAAUACAUUUUUUAUAGACUUGCAUCGAUUGUAUAAAUACUUCAAUUUAGUUAUUAAGUCUUUCUGCCGAUCAGGAGGUAGAAGGAGGACAGCAACCACAAGUUGAGGCUCUCCUUGUGGAAUUUUUAAUCCUGAUUAUAUUAAAACUGACCCAAAUAUUUGUAUUUUUUUUUAACUGUGACCCGUUUAUUGUUCUCUUUUUUUAAACAAACAAAAUAAUAAUGACCUUUAACCACAAAAAACACUGUUUGCUUUAACACGAAGUAUAAACUUGAGAUAAUGUGGCAUUAAUAUACAUAAAUAUGCACACACAGAACGCAAUACCAUAAAGGCCUGAACAAAAGCAUAGAAGUAAACGGAAACGGAAACGACGACGGUACCAAUAUUAUAAUAUAGGGUUAUACCCAAAGGAAGGUAGAGAGAUCAUACACUAAACACAACACAAAAUCAGGGCCAGAUCUGACACAAAUAAAGCGAGAUGAAAUCUAGUGAAUUAAGUAAUUGUACAUAUAAAAUAUUUGCUUAGGAACACAUUAUGUAAACGUAAAGCCCAUAAAUGUAUACCCACAACAGCCAUAACUCGCUCUCACUCACUCCGAAAGAUACCUAGACGAAUAAGAGAUUGUUUAUUAUAACCAUUUUUACCAAAAUCCUCGAAAGAUUAUGGCCUACACAUACUACGUAUAUAUGUACUCUGGGAGGAGAGGAGAGGAGUAGUAUCGCGAGUAAAAACCAUUUAGUGAUAAGCUCAGUAAUACGUUAAUGAGUCAAAUAUACAAUAAUACAAAUAUUAGUUCGCAGUAAGCUAAUUAGACAAAAUAAACUAAGAAGGGAUGAGCAUGUACUGUGGGCUGUACUGUACUCUAAUUCGAAAUCCCAAGCAAGUCUAUACGCAAGAGCUUGUCCCCGAACAAUUCUGACAUUGUAACACACAUCUUAUUUAUCUGACAACAUAAAACCUAAUAUAUACUAUAUAAUAUUGUGAAGAAGAGGUCCUGCAACGCCUGUCUAUAAGCUAGAACCAGAUAAGCAUAAGAAGGAUCAAAUGGAAGCGCAUAAAAGAAACAUCAACAGUCGUAUUCGUAUAACUUUAGUAAUCGUAAUGCUACACACAAUAUGAUAAUAUAUAAUGAUAAUAUAUGGACUAAUAAAAAACAAUUCUAUUACAUGCA